AAGUCUCGAAUUGCCUCAUCUAUACUAACCAGGUCUUGAAUUUAGAACCCGGAGAUCCCCAACUCUGAAUACUACAUAUCUAUCUAUACUAACGAAGCCUUAUCUCCACAACAAACGCAACUCCGAAUCUCGGACUAAACUUUCCAUUGAAGCUGUGAAACGGUCAAUGAACGACUGUAAUCACGAUGAAUUCGAUGAAGAAGACCGUGGCCCUUUGAGCGAUCUAGAUUUCGAUUCCGAUGAGGAAUCUACGGCGCUCGAACCCGGGCUUGGCGUCCGAGAUGAGAGCGGCCAAGACACCACGCCGUUGGUGGCAUCUCGUGCCGGUGCCUUGAAUAUCGAUACUAACUCCGGUAUUUCCGAUUUCCAAAAACGUAGCCGGAGGCCAAGCGAUGCUUCCAAGAAAGUGGUGGCUUGGGGUGACUUGCCUAAGAAAAAGCAACUCGUCGUCAUCACGCUAGCCCGGCUCAGCGAGCCAUUGGUUCAGACCUCUCUGCAGUCGUAUAUGUUUUACCAGUUGCAAUGGUUUGAUCCGAGUCUACCGGACUCGGUCAUUUCGAGCCAGGCGGGUAUUCUGCAUGCUAGCUUCACCGCAGCUCAGUUCUUCACGGCGAUGGUGUGGGGCCGUGUCGCCGAUUCUACGUGGGCAGGCCGUAAGACGGUUGUCUUGAUAGGAUUACUAGGAACUCUCAUAUCAUGUAUUGGAUAUUCAUUCUCGACGUCCUUUUACCAAGCCUUGUUCUUCAGAUGUUUAGGUGGUGCGACUAAUGGCAAUGUUGGGGUGAUGAGGACGAUGAUUAGCGAGAUUGUCCGUGAGAAGAAAUAUCAGUCACGAGCAUUUUUGAUUUUACCCAUGACCUUUAAUAUUGGCGUCAUCGUUGGGCCAGUUCUUGGAGGCCUAUUAUCCGACCCAGCGGGUUCAUACCCUGAUACGUUUGGCAAAGUAGAGUUUCUCCUGAAAUUCCCCUAUGCUACGCCGAAUCUCGUCAGCGCAGGAUUUUUGGCUAUCGCCUUGAUCAUGUGCUGGCUAUUCUUGGAAGAGACACAUGAUUCUCUCCAAGAUAGACGAGAUAUCGGACUUGUCCUAGGGAAUAAGCUAACCGGGUUAUUCACGAGACGCAAAACAUCCAUUGCGUAUACCCCAUUACACUCACGAAAUACUAGUAUAAGCAUAGAUCUUGAAAUGUCACCCGUCUCACCCCGUGGUUCUGAUGAAGACGAACGUGGGACCUCUAAGAGACCAACUGCCAAACGUCGGUACACAGCCCGACUCCCCUUCCGCCGCAUCUUCACCACAAACGUAAUAUUUACACUUACAGCACACUUCUUCUUAGCCUUCCACGUCGGUACCUUCAACUCCCUCUGGUUCGUCUUCCUCUCAACUCCCGUAUUCAACCCCUCAAACCCCGAUCCCCCGGGCUUCUCCCCCAAACCCCCCUUCCGAUUCACAGGCGGCCUCGGGCUACCCCCUCGCUCCGUAGGCAUGGCCAUGGCAAUCCUCGGCGUCAUCGGCAUAUCCAUGCAGCUAUUCCUCUACCCGCGUCUUUCCUCACGCUUCGGUACAUUGCGCUCUUACCGCGCUUGCCUCUACCUAUUCCCCAUCUCAUACACCCUCAUCCCAUUCCUAUCCGUCGUCCCCUCGACCACCGCGCCCCCCAGCCAGAAAACCGGGGCCGCGAUCUGGCUCGCUAUCGCGGGGGUCCUGUUCAUCCAAGUCACGGGCCGCACGUUCGCGCUUCCUGGCCAGACGAUCCUUGUUAAUAACUGUACUCCCCAUCCGAGUGUGCUGGGCACCGUGCAUGGGUUGGGGCAGAGCGCGAGUAGCUUCGCGCGGACGAUUGGCCCGAUACUAUGUGGCUGGUUAUACGGAGUUGGGCUGAGCAAGGGGAUGAUAGGGGGGGUGUAUUGGGGGCUUGCGGGGAUUGCGGUUGGGGGGUUGGCGGUUAGUGUUUUUUUGAGGGAGGGAGAUGGGCAUGAGAUUUGGCUUGAGGGGGAUGAUGAGGAUGGGGAUGGCGGUGGGGGUGGGGGGAGAUGAUGAGGUGGCGUUUGUGGCGGUUUUGGAUAUAUGCGUGGACAGGGUUUAGAGGAAGAUGAGGCAUGAUACAUGAUACACAGCAGGACGGGAUUGCAUAGACUUGAUAGCAUACAGGGGUGUGAAUCGGAUUGAAUAAUGUAUUUUGUUCUAGACAUUUUGGUGAUAGCUGAGAAUUAUCCUGCAUGCUGGCCUGCCGCUCUGCGGAUACCCC
Messenger RNA from Annulohypoxylon maeteangense, 2246 nucleotides. Its product is annotated as MFS general substrate transporter. NCBI's taxonomy places the organism in Eukaryota, Fungi, Ascomycota, Sordariomycetes, Xylariales, Hypoxylaceae. The transcript has 6 exons. Gene Ontology annotation, molecular function: transmembrane transporter activity. Gene Ontology annotation, biological process: transmembrane transport. The record is from RefSeq and is a predicted model, not a curated record. The coding region runs from base 167 to 2035 and encodes 622 amino acids.